GGGCGUGCCUGCGCAGCCGCGGUGUAACCUCCGGCGUUCACGUGUGGAGAUGGCGGCUGAUCCUGUUCCUGCGGCCGCAAAGCCUCAGCCGGGAACUCUGAACCUCAAUAACGAGGUUGUGAAGCUGAGAAAGGAAGUGAAGCGAGUCCGAGUUUUGGUUAUCCGAAAACUUGUCAGGAGUGUUGGCAGACUGAAGUCCAAAAAGGGCGCUGAAGAUGCACUGUUGAAAAAUCAGAGACGAGCCCAAAGGUUGCUUGAAGAAAUUCACGCCAUGAAGGAAUUGAAACCUGAUGUCAUAACUAAAUCCGCUCUUGGUGAUGAUAUCAACUUUGAAAAAACUUGCAAAAAGCCAGAUUCUACUGCAACUGAAAGAGCAAUUGCCAGAUUAGCAGUUCACCCUCUUCUAAAGAAAAAAAUAGAUGUGCUAAAAGCUGCUGUGCAAGCCUUCAAAGAUGCAAGGCAGAAUGCUCCUGAAGCUCCGUCAUCAAAGAAUACUUUAGAAGAAAGCCAGUGUAAGGACACUCGGUGUUCAAAGGAUGAUGCAGGCAAGUCACAGCAUCAUGAGAGAACUGUUGGCAGGGAGCAGAGAGGAAAAGAAGAAGCUAAAACAGUAACAAAGAAAGCAGUAAGCGAUUCAAAAGACAAAACAGCCAUGAUAGAGCAUGGACCCAAAGCAGUGGCCACUCCGUGUUCUCCAGGGAUGCCUUCAGCAAAGGAUGCCCUGGCUGCUUCUGCACACCAGAAGGCAUCAUCUACUGACUCAAAACAGCAAGCCUCAACCGAAACCGCAAAGACAGAGGGUGAAGGCACCCUGGGUGAGAACAGCGGCAGCGGGGAAGAGGUGAGUGAGAGUGAGAAGGAGUACUUCGACGACAGCACCGAAGAAAGGUUCUACAAACAGUCUUCUGCGUCUGAGGACAGCGACAGCGGUGAUGACUUCUUCAUUGGAAAAGUCCGACGGACACGAAAGAAGGAAAAUAGUGUCCGGUCCUCGGCUAAGGAACAGAAACCCCUCCCAAAGGUCUCACCCAAAGCUAAUACCCUUGAAACCCAUUGGGAUACACGAAAUGAUAAGCACAAGCUGAUCCCAGAAGCCCGGAAGUUAGAAUCCGUGUUUUUCCACUCUUUAUCUGGACCUAAAAGCUCCAGAAGGGAUCCCAGAGAACAGGCCCCGAAGAAUAAAGCUCCAGAUUUUCCAGAAGAUGAACUUCCAGUCAAGAAUGAGUUUGCAAAGAGUGCACGCAGAGGGUUUGAGCGUGUGAGACAGCAGGUGCAGGCUCCUCUGCACCCUUCUUGGGAAGCGAGCAGGAGGCGGAAAGAGCAGCAGUCCAGAAUUGCUGUGUUUCAGGGGAAAAAAAUCACAUUUGAUGAUUGAUUUAUUGAUUGAUUGAUUUAUUGUUGCCUUUUCUGUCAAAAUUUUUGUUUUUAUUUUUAACUAGCCUAUUUAAAUAAGUCUCUUGAAAGUUAAAAAAUAUAUUGCUUAUCUUUCUUUUUA
Messenger RNA from Arvicola amphibius (Eurasian water vole), 1495 nucleotides. It is a transcript of the gene Srfbp1, whose product is annotated as serum response factor binding protein 1. Gene Ontology annotation, biological process: maturation of SSU-rRNA. NCBI's taxonomy places the organism in Eukaryota, Metazoa, Chordata, Mammalia, Rodentia, Cricetidae. The transcript has 8 exons. Gene Ontology annotation, cellular component: 90S preribosome; nucleus. The coding region runs from base 50 to 1375 and encodes 441 amino acids. The record is from RefSeq and is a predicted model, not a curated record.